This is a messenger RNA of Pseudophryne corroboree (corroboree frog), 2401 nucleotides long. RefSeq names its product exocyst complex component 3 like 1 (gene EXOC3L1). Gene Ontology annotation, cellular component: exocyst. The transcript is spliced from 13 exons. The record is from RefSeq and is a predicted model, not a curated record. Gene Ontology annotation, biological process: exocytosis; exocyst localization. Gene Ontology annotation, molecular function: SNARE binding. Bases 65 to 2356 code for a protein of 763 amino acids. NCBI's taxonomy places the organism in Eukaryota, Metazoa, Chordata, Amphibia, Anura, Myobatrachidae.
CGCUCUACAGAGGAUGUUUGUGCUAGAAGCAGCCGGACCCCCUCCCUUUCCUUAGUGGCUGAGUAUGUCUGCCGAAGACGGCGGGGUGCUGGCACUGGAGAAGGCUGAGAGCCUGGCAAGAGGGGCAGCCCUGAAAUGGGCUUCUGGUAUAUUCUGUCGUCCUGACCAGCUGGCACACCUUGGCCAUUACCGGAGACGGGAGACACAGCGCAAUAACUCCAUACAGUCUCGGCUAAAGUCUGUACUGCAGUCGUAUCUUGAAGGGGUGGAACAUGGCUUAUCGCAGCUGCGAAUGGCGUACACGGAGGUCCGUCAUGUACAGCAGGCUCUCAGCAAAGCACAAGACAUCUGGAGGACAGGUGAAGGCCCACGCAGCCGCUUACAGCCCAUUCACCAGCUAGUGAUGGAGCAUGUCCAGCUUUCCGUGGUUAUACAGAGUCUCCCAUAUAUUUAUACAGUGCCUACGCUGAUUGAUCAAACUCGAGAUCUUAUUGAUCACCAUCAUCUUCUGAAGGCUCAUGUCAACCUAAGGGAUCUUGAAAACCUUAGAGAUGAUGUACUGUACAGAUUACAAAGGGUCAGCCCAUUUGUAGAUUCUAGUCACUGUGUACAACAUAGCGCAGAAGCAGCAGAUUUAGUGCAACAGUUUUUUGCUGGGGUUCAGGAUCUGAGUGAGGAGUUGGGUCGCACUCUGUUUUCACUGGCAAGUUCAGCACUGAGUGUGGCAAGCUCUGACCCUGCUGUCUUGGUCUCCGCCAUCCGUAUCAUUGAGCGAGAAGAGUUUCUGGAUGCAGAAGAGACCAGAGGUCCACCACAACAGCUGUGGAAGCCAAUGGGUCGCCCCAAACGCUGGAGAGAGCAGUUCUUCCAAGCCUUGGAGAAGGGGGUCUGUGAGAGACUGAUGGGCUCUGAACUAAUGUGCGACAAUUUAAAUGCAAAAGAUCUGGCAAUACAUUUGAAGGAACUUCAGGACAGAGUAGUGGCAGAGCUUCAGUCUGUGUUCUCUGUUCUGGCACCCUGUGUCCCUCCACACUAUGACCUCUGUCGGGCCGUAGCCUUAAUGUGCCACCAUGCUACCUCUCAUCACCUUCAUGAUAUCCUAAGCCAGGACCUUCCUCAUAGCACCAUGUACUGUGUCCUCCACUGGAUAAUGAUAAUCUAUCCCAGUGAGGACAUGAUGGGACAUCCUGACCUGUCAUCGGAGAUUGACAUUCCUGGGCUGGGACCCCUCAUGCCCCCUGAAAUGAUGGAGGAGCAGCUAAAUCGUUACACGCGCAGUGUGCGGGCUUGUCUGAGUCAGUGGAUACACAAAGCGCUGGAAGUGGAAUAUUCGGACUGGCUGAGGGAUCAGGAGCCGGACACAGACCAGGAUGGGUGUUAUAUGUCCAGUCUGCAGCAGAUGGUCAUGCAGAUGCUGCUGGAGAAUGUGCAGUUAGCGUCGUCGCUGGGGGAGAGCCUAGAGAAUCGUGUCAGGAACGCCUCGCUGUAUGAAAUGGAGAACUGUCUGGUCUGGUUACGCGAGGCGCUGGUGAGAUAUGGAAUAGAGCAUAUGAAGGACCGGACGUAUCCCACAUAUUAUAUGCACUACCUGCUCGCUGUGGUAAAUGGCUGCUCGGCUCUAAGCUCCUCUAUCUCCUACCUGCAGCCAGAGGAACCAAGCAGUCCCCUCUUCAGGAAAGCAGUGCCCUGUCUGCCAACAUCACUGAACAAGGCCCAAAAGAAAGCAUCUCAUCUACUCCUGGAUGAGCUACAGACAGAGAUCCAGCCUCUGUUCCGUGAGAUCCCAUCCCGGCCAUGGCUGGCCAGUUCAGAUACUGUGCGCGUAAUCUGUGAGAAGAUGGAAAACUUCAACCAAUACCUGUCCAAGGCCAGAGCUCCCGUAUUUCAGUACCUCCUUGCACAGACUGAGCGGAUGAUUGCCAUUGAGUAUGCCAAGGCUCUCAUGCACAGUAAGCUGGUAUGUCGGAGCUGUGGGGAGAGACAGCAGCUGGCCGAGAGGAUGUCUAUGGAUGCUGAACAGCUGGGAUCUUCUCUCCAUAGAAUGGGGCUGGAGGGUGCUACUGUCUGUGUCCCCCUCAUCCUCUCCCUCCAGAAACUGUUUGCACUGAAAGAUGCGGCGCUGCUCAGCCUGGAAGUGUCUGAAUUAGUAACAGCAUAUCCGGAUAUCAGUGAUGAGCACGUGUUGGCGUUGCUGGAGCUGAGGGGCGAUGUGAAUCGUGAUCUGCGGCACACUGUACUGAGCGUGAUGCAGUCUCAGGCUCUCGCCCUUCCUGAGGACUAUCGCCCCAUUUUUAUUAACAUCUCUGUCCCGGCUCCUGCACACCCAUUCUGCCUUCAUCCAAGCUCCUGUGCUUGAGCUCAGACAACCAAGAUAUUCAGCAAUAAAAUACUAUAUAUGUAU